AUGGCCUCGCGUCUUGCUGAAGCCGGAUGGCAGCUUUUGAGUCGGCAACUCGAUGAUGAUUCUGACCCUGGUGGUACGACGCUUCCCAAUGCUUAUAUCUACGCGAAACAUCCCGCUUCCCCUUUCAUUGUGACCGAUCUCGGCGAUGCGGCGCCAGGGGAGGAGGAGGAAGAGGAGCGAAUGGAGAUGGACGCCAACUUCUUCCAGAAUAUCGGCGUUAUCCUCACCUUCGCCUUUGCCGGUACUUUUCUUUCGGCUAUCGUCAUCGGGUUUCUCAUCUGGUUCUUCUCGCUCUUCCCCGGAACCAUGGAUUUGAGCCUCGUGGAUGCCAUCUCCGUCGGAGCCACCCUCUCGGCCACCGACCCUGUAACGAUUCUGGCCAUAUUUAAUUCGUACAAGGUGGACCCUAAACUCUACACCAUCAUUUUUGGGAGUCGAUCUUGA
This is a messenger RNA of Parascedosporium putredinis, 444 nucleotides long. The record is from the annotation of a GenBank genome assembly. NCBI's taxonomy places the organism in Eukaryota, Fungi, Ascomycota, Sordariomycetes, Microascales, Microascaceae.